Porites evermanni is the source of this 4877-nucleotide messenger RNA. NCBI's taxonomy places the organism in Eukaryota, Metazoa, Cnidaria, Anthozoa, Scleractinia, Poritidae. The record is from the annotation of a GenBank genome assembly.
UUAUAGUCGAGACGUGCGGACGUGCGUAAAACACCGGUGAAGUGGCAUGCCACAGCGAAUUUUUUACGAUGAAUUCAAUAAGUUGGCCUGAUCCUAGCGACCCUGGAAGAAUUUCUCUAGCUUAUCGAGAUCUGAGUGAACUUCCCGAAGGCUGGCACAAAAAGUUGAGCUUCGGUGACAUUACAGCGUUGGAUUUGAGCCACAACAAGUUGUCGUAUCCUUGUGCAGUUUCUACCUGUAGUGAUAUUGAAGACUAAAUCGCUGUCUGUAAAGAGUAAGAUUUCUGCUCAGCCCCAAUUAUUUAUUAUGCAUACAUGUUUCGACUCUGUUCAUUUGAAAUAGCAUGAAAUAGGGACUGUAUAAGAUUGCUGCAUGCAUAAUAAAUAUAUUGGGAUGUGCCGAAAUCUCCCAGACUGGCCGGUGUUAAUAAUUUAAGGUGGCUGAACACAGUUUUGGCAGUUUGAGAGUGUAUUCAUUUGCCAAAUCAUGACAAGGGAAAGGUUGCAGCUUACAAGCUGAAACUUGGCAAGUGAAAAAUAUACUAAUGAAAGAUUUUGAUUGCCAGGUAAAAUUUGAGUUUUAGUAGUUUCCAUGGCAGCAUGAACGAUUGAAUACAACCUAAAAUUCCACUUUCGCUCAGUUUACAUAAAAUUCGGUCAUUAGAUUUUCCUAUAGACUUGCACACAGCUUACUAUAGUUAAUCAUUACCAUUUGAAACUUAUUUGACCAAAUUUUAACAGGCAGGUUUUAGAUAAUCAGUGAUAUAUUAUUGUACUGUAAUUAUUAAAUGUGUCACAAAAUUCGUCUGUUCAACUUCCAUUUUAAAGUUCUCAUUAUUUAGAAUACGAUAAAAGUAAAAAUUCUGCCAAAUAUCACAAAAUUUUAAUGAGUAGAUUUUGAGAAAUUGUCUUCUGUGUACCACUGCUUUUUUGCUGCCAUGUUUGUUUGUCUAAUUUAAAACAUGCACCGUCACGCAAUUUACUGCAGACCGCCCACAAAACUGUGUUCAGCCACCUUAAGCUAACAUUGUCGUGUAAAUCUGUGAAGUUCAAGACUUAAGGAGUAGGAAGGUAGUUUUCAGAACAUUACACACAUUGUUUUACCUUUUUAAAUAAAUACUAGUCUGUCAGUAAAUCCUUACACAGAGGUUUGAGCGAUUUUGUUCAAAUUGCUAGUCAUUUGUGAUCAAGAAUAUUAUUACUUUUAAUUGAAGAGUUGACGCUCUUAGUUACAUCAUUGCAGGAAAUUCAAAUGUUCGGUUAUCAGAACUCAAAGCCAAGCUAGUAAUUCUAGGGGGUGGGGGUUUAAUAAAGGGAUUCACAUGUGCAAUAGUCAGACAUCCCUUGAGCCUCUAUGUGAGUACUUAAGGAUGUUGUUUUUCAACGAAAUUGUCACAAAUCCUAUCCUAUAUUUUCCAAGCAAAUACUGCCUCCUCCAGUGGCUUUCCCAAGUGUAAGUGGGGAUUGGGGAACUUGUGAGCACUCGAGACAAGCGAGAAGCGCAAGAGAUGGAUGAUGGGAACGAGCGUAGAGCACGAACGGGGUGUGAUGGGAAGGAACUCCCUUCGUCCCCUCUUUCCCUAAUAAUUAACUCAAAUUUCCCCCAGUGAUUGCGAGCGACUGGGGACGAGGCAGAUGCAAAUAGGCUCAUUUUCAUAGCAGCCAGGGGAAAUUCCCAUCCCUCACCAUGACAGCCCUUUUCUGGGGAUAUUUUUGCAUGGACUAGGUAGCUAGCAUCAAUUUGAGGGGAAGGAACAUGUAGCAGUACUCUUAGGUGCAACAGAAGCUGGGUUAAGUUCUGGCCAUGUUGUUCCUCGUUUGCUUGAGUCUGCCUUUUUCCAUUCUCGUAGUAUGGCAUUUUAAUUCCUUUUCAUUUAACACCUGUUUUCCUUAAUAACGAAUCAUAGGGACUUCAAGUUUUUGAGAGACACUGACAAUCUGAAUACAUUAAUUCUGGAUGACAAUAAUCUCACUAGUCACGUUAAAUUUCCUGUAAUUGGGUCACUUCACAUUUUGUGGGUAAACCACAAUAAAAUUACAAAUUUGAGUGCUUUUAUAGAGACUGUAGCCAUGUGCUUUCCAAACCUGAAAUACUUCAGCAUGAUGAACAAUCAAGCAGCUCCAAGUUAUUUUAAUGGUGGCACGUAUCACCAAUACAAGGAUUACAGGUAAUGUCAAAAAAUAUUUAUUUUUCUUUAUUUUUUUCCUCAAAUUAUUGUGAGAGUGACAAAGUUUAGGGGUAGGAAUACCAAAUUUCAGUUUAUAAAAUGUCAUUGCUCACAAUGUAACCAGUGAGAAUUUCCCCUUCACACAUCACACAACAUUGUGCCAUGGGUAAUUACGAAACCAGCUUUAGGUGCACUGAUUUCAAAUAACUGUCACUUGUAAUAGAGAAUUCUGGGUAGGGACAGAAAACCACCCUUUAGGGAAGGAGACAGAAAGAGAGAGGGGAGGGGGGUGGGGAGUAGAAAGAAUGCAAAUUCAUGAAAUUCCCUCCACGGCCACUUUCACACAAAUCCCUAACCACAAAACAAUGCCCCACCCCCCCCCCUCCAAAAAAAAAUAAAGUAAAAUAAAAUAAAAUGACAUAAGCAAACAACACAGUAAACAAGCUAAGACAUGGGAAGUUGAAACAAUCUACAAAAUGUUUGCUGACCGAGUUUUCAUAAAUCCAGGCAGAUAUAGAGGUAUGGAUAUGGUAGUCUAACAAAAACAUUCAUUGGGUUUCAGACAGAGGUUUUUUUUUUCAGGGGUUUACUGUGCCUUUAAGCAUUGUUUCCUUCAAGACAAAAUUUUGCUUGACAUGGUCUCUAUCUGCCCCCGCCCCCCUUUUAUUUGUAGACUAGCAAACAAUAGAAAACCAUCUUUUGUGCUGUCUUUUCCUGCAGUCUUUUCAUGUCUUUUAACAAUAUUGAUCCAUAUGUGUAAAAAGCUUGGCUACUAUGUCUCUGAAUUAAGCAAUUCAACGUCGAGAAACUUACCGUAAAAUUCUAAAUAUAAGCCCUGGGGCUUAUAUUUUUCAAAGGCCCUUUUCGAGGGGCUUAUGUGCGGAGGGAAAUUUGCGUUUCAAAAUUGAUUGGGCUAGCUUGUAGUUGGGCUUAUACAGGGAGGGGCUUAUUUUCGGAAUUUUAUGGUAUUCCAUGAAACAUAAGCAUGGAAAAUAGAGAUUCCUAAUUAUUACUUUUGUUUAAUACUAUCUAUUUAUUUGAUUAUUUUAUAAAUUAUUAGAAUUAUAAUUCCGGUAGUUUAAAAGCAAUACCAUUUAUGUAUAUAGGAAUGCUAAUAAAAAUUAAUGUUAUGUUAUGUUAUGUAAAGGGUCACCUAUUUUUUUUUCUUUUUUGCAAGGCAGCCUUCCAUCUCUUUGGGCAAGCUUAUUUUCUGGUUAUUUCUCAAUGAAAGAAGAGUGAUUCUACCCUGUUGUUUUUUUGCAGGUGUUAUGUUAUAAGCCAUCUUCCAAGCUUGGUUAUGCUAGAUGACCAUGCCAUCACAGCAGAGGAGAGGGAAGAAGCGCGUAAAGUGUAUGGCAACAGAAGAGUUUCCGUCAGCUCAAGGAGAGCCAGCAAAAAGCAUAAAGAAAAGGUCAGACUCUUAAAAUCUCUGCCUUUUAAAAACUGCAUGCGGUGGUAUGAUCUGGGCUGGAUGUUACAGUCUACAGAGUGGCAGGUCAUGGUCAGGGGCAGAUCUAGGGGGAGAGUGCAGGGCGUAUGCAAACUCCCCUGAGAUGACGUGUGGCUUUCUGAUACAACUGGUAUUCUGUAUUAAAACUUAUUUACGUCACCAGUCAGUUGCACCAUUCCUUAGUGGUGCGACCCUCCUAAGCAAGAUCCUGGUUACGCCCCUGAUAGUGAUUACUGAGUGCGGAGGUUUUUCCUUAAUUUGCUUUGCAAAUGGCUAGACCACCAUCUGGCUGACAUAAACAUUGGGACUGUAGUAACAAGUGGUUAUGACUUGUCCCUUUGCCAGUCGAUUCUGUUCAAACAGUGCCCUCAAUUGGGAUCUUUGACAGAAAAACAGUCAUAAAACGUGUAGUGCCUUCAAAUGUUUUCUGGAGCACAAAACCAUUGAACUACUUUCAAGAUGCGAUGGUAUCCAAAUAUAUUUGUCAUUUGACUGAAAAUAGUUUUAACACAUUUGAUCCUGAAAUGCCAUGGAUUUGAAGCUACAUGUACAACCAGUUGCAAAAAUGUUGAGACGUUCCGACAAAAAAACGAACUUUCUUGCUUCAAAUCGCUGCUAUUCACAAGACCGUGAGAUAAUGUAUAAUACUGACCUCCCUCCUCCCUCCCAUACAAAGUUGUUCCUCGAAGUUUUGAGCAUGGUCGUGUAUUGCUAGCAACUUUGCUAAGGGGUGGAGGGGGGAUCACAAGCACAAGAUCAUGAACACGCCAUUUAAGCCAAAAUACAGUACAGUGUCUCAACUACUUUUGCAACUGGUUGUGGUUGAGUUGUUUCCUUGUCACCAUCUGUUUAAAAAGAUAUGAGGUAAAUAAGUCUCGCCCAAAAAGUUGUUUACACUUGUUGAGCAUGCACUUAAGACGGCUUACCUUAUGGAAAAUAACUCUGAUGACUGAGGUGUGAUUUUAUUUCUUCUCUACAUUGUAGUUUACAUACAUAAAUUAACAUCAGAUAAAAACAACAACAUUAUUAGCUUGCCCCUAUGAUUAUUAUCAGUCCUCUUGCUUUUUUUGCAGCCCAAGCAAAGUAAACAUGGAUAAUUCACAUCGAUCUGAUUCAGUGGAACAUUGCUUUGAAUCAGUGAAACACCCCAGAGAAAUGGAAAUAAUACUGAAGGCACAUAACUGGUAUAACAGAUUGAUCAGGGAGCUACAGUUUGUGCAUGUAUCAACUGAAACGUGUACAAAAAGUUUGCAAAUCUCA